Messenger RNA from Arxiozyma heterogenica, 1350 nucleotides. It is a transcript of the gene STB1, whose product is annotated as Stb1p. Lineage: Eukaryota; Fungi; Ascomycota; Saccharomycetes; Saccharomycetales; Saccharomycetaceae. The transcript has a single exon. The record is from RefSeq and is a predicted model, not a curated record. The coding region runs from base 1 to 1350 and encodes 449 amino acids.
AUGAUCUCUGAACCAGUAAUGACGUCCCCAGAUAGGGAUCUAGCAGCCAGGAUUCUAGAAAGAGCCCAACUGGCUCAAAUGACAAGAAAUUUGAAACUUGGUUUAAGUCAAGUAUCUAGCAAUUCUAUUGCAAUGUCUGAUAAUAAUGAUACUGGUGCAACUAAUACCAACAAACAUGAUAAAGAAAACUUAAGUUUAAAGGGUCAAGGUACUCAAACGCCAUCUCUGUGCCUGUUGGAAUCAAAAAAAAGAAUCACUUCUAUUCCACAUGACAGUAAAGAAACUUCCCCAUUGAAAAAACAUUUGUCAGUGACUAUGAAGAAAAGUGAUACGAAUAGUAGUAACAAUAACAACAGCAGUGUGUGCACAAUCAAUCCUGUGGAAAAUAUCCCUAAAAAGGAUACUUUUAUUAAACCUAAAUCGCCAAUGAAAAAUAAAGAUCCUAAUGACUCCUCAACCAUGAAGGUUCCAUCUACCCCUAAAAAAUCGUCUUCCAACUCCACUACAUUAUCCUCAAGUAGUAUUCAUACAACUCCAGUGAAAAGAAUCACUAGAAUAUCAGAUGAACUUGACACAACUGAUUAUAAUAGUAAUAGCCAUAAUAAUAUCCACAUUAGUAAUAGUAAUAGUAGUGCUACAAAUCAUGAAACAGAUGAAAUGAUAAAUAAUUCAACAGGUGCUGAUUUAUUAAUAUAUUUAGCCACAAGUCCAUACUCGAAAAAUGAUACCAACUCUUCGUCAAAGAUAAAAAUUCCAACUACUCCAAGAACAUCCACGUUCGGUCAAUUGAAUACCGAUGAUACAGUCCGUUUGUCUCACUUAAAACCAUCUUUAACAUCACCUCAAUCUACCUUGAAAAACUUUAAUUAUCACCCUAAUAAUGAUAUGUUCAAUAAACAUAGCAUAAACUUAUCCCCCAACAACAUGAUAUUAGAAUCACCAUCCUUAUAUAACAAUAACAAUAACAAUAACAUCAAUAAUAGUAAUGCUAAUACUAACAAUAAUAUAAAUAAUAAUCUAUUAAAAACCCCAAAUUUCAACAUGGGUGAUUAUAUACAUAGUAUUUUUAGUCCAUCACCAAAUAUCAACUUAACUACUGUAUCGAAAGAAAGAAAUAUUAUUAAUCUAAAACGUAGUAGUAUAAGUAAUAGUUUGACUCAAGUCGCUUUAUUGUCUACUAGUGGGAUACCAAAUGAGAGCCUUUCUGCCACUAUAACAAACUCAACAAAUAAUCACUCAAGUAAUAACGAUGAUGGGCCAAUAAAGAAUUAUGCUAAUGAUCAUUUUCAGGAGGAACAUCUCAACAGUACUAACAAAAGCAAUAAUACGAAUGAUAAUAUUAACAUGUAA